AUGAAUGAGCAGAACGGGAAGGAAGUGGCCUCCAGGGGGCCCCACACCUGCCAGACCCGUGAUGCUGGCUCCAGGGCUGGGCAGGAGGAGCGGCUAUCCUGCGGGUCUGCUGGGGUCGGGGGCAGGCUGCACGUCCCCCUGGGUGCCUGGCUGUCGGGCCGUGGGGUCCCAGCGGCCGCUCGCCUGCAGCAGCGUGACUCCGACAGGUUGCUCUCCUCUCCGCCUCCACGCACCACCUGUGAGAGCUCCACGCAGGAGAUCGGCGAGGAGCUGGUCAACGGGGUCGUCUACUCCAUCUCCCUGCGCAAGGUGCAGGUGCACCCCGCCGCCAGCAAGGGCCAGCGCCGGCUCGGGUGUGAGAAUGAGUCGGCCCUGAGCCUGUACGAGACCUGCAAGGUGCGCACGGUGAAGGCGGGCACGCUGGAGAAGCUGGUGGAGCACCUGGUGCCCGCCUUCCAGGGCAGCGACCUCUCCUACGUCACCAUCUUCCUGUGCACCUACCGCACCUUCACCACCACCCAGCAGGUCCUGGACCUGCUGUUCAAACGCAGGUUCGGUAGAUGUGACGCCCUCACGGCCUCCUCUAGAUACGGAUGCAUCCUCCCUUACUCCCACGAGGACGGCGGGCCCCAGGACCACCUGAGGAAUGCCAUCUCCUCCAUCCUGGGCACCUGGCUGGACCAGUACUCGGAGGACUUCUACCAGCCCCCGGGCUUCCCCUGCCUCAAGCAGCUGGUGGCCUACGUGCAGCUCAACAUGCCUGGCUCGGACCUGGAGCGCCGCGCGCACCUGCUCCUGGCUCAGCUGGAGCGCACGGAGCUCACAGAGGCGGAGCUGGAGGCUCUAUCACCAGCUCCAGCGCUAGAGCCAGCUCCAGCACCAGUUCUAGCACCCAGUCCUGUGCCAACUUCAGAGCGGGAGCCAGCUCCAUCGCCAGCUCCAGCGCCCAGUCUAGCGCCAGCUCUAGCGUCCAGUCCUGUGCCAACUUCAGAGCAGGAGCCAGCGCCAGCGCCAGCUCCAGCGCCCAGUCUAGCGCCAGCUCUAGUGCCCAGUCCAGUGCUGGCAUCAGAGCAAGAGCUAGUGCUGGCUAGAGAGCCUGAGCCCGCUCUCGAACCAGCUCCAGAGCGAGAGCCAGCCCCGGGACCCACUCCAACAGCAACUGCAGAGCUGGAACCGGCUCUGUCGCAAACUCUGGAGCUAGAGCCGGCGCCAGCACCAGAGCCUCCCUGGCCUUCGCCUGUGGCUGCAGAGAACGGGCUCAGCGAGGAGAGGCCUCACCUCUUGGCGUUUGCUCCCGACCUGGUGGCGGAGCAGUUCACCCUGAUGGACGCGGAGCUGUUCAAGAAGGUGGUGCCCUACCACUGCCUGGGCUCCAUCUGGUCCCAGCGGGACAAGAAGGGCAAGGAGCACCUGGCUCCCACCGUCCGGGCCACCGUCAGCCAGUUCAACAGUGUGGCCAACUGCGUCAUCACCACCUGCCUCGGGGACCGGAGCGCGACGGCCCGGGCCCGGGCCAGGGUGGUGGAGCACUGGAUCGAGGUGGCCAGGGAGUGCCGGGUCCUCAAGAACUUCUCGUCCCUCUACGCCAUCCUCUCCGCUCUGCAGAGCAACUCCAUCCACCGGCUGAAGAAGACGUGGGAGGAAGUGUCCAGGGACAGCGUGCGGGUCUUCCAGAAGCUGUCGGAGAUCUUCUCGGAUGAGAACAACUACUCGCUGAGCAGAGAGCUGCUCGUCAAGGAGGGGACCUCCAAGUUUGCCACCCUGGAGAUGAACCCCAAGAGAGCCCAGAAGCGGCCGAAGGAGACGGGUGUCAUCCAGGGCACCAUCCCCUACCUGGGCACGUUUCUCACGGACCUGGUGAUGCUGGACACCGCGAUGAAGGACUACCUGUAUGGGAGACUGAUCAACUUCGAGAAGAGGAGGAAGGAAUUCGAAGUGAUCGCCCAGAUCAAGCUGCUGCAGUCCGCUUGCAACAACUACAGCAUCGAGCCCGAGGAGCAGUUCGGGGCCUGGUUCCGGGCCACGGCGCGGCUCAGCGAGGCCGAGAGCUACAGCCUGUCCUGUGAGCUGGAGCCCCCCUCCGAGUCGGCCAGCAACACUCUGAAGGCCAAGAAGAGCACGGCCAUCGUCAAGCGCUGGAGCGACCGCCAGGCCCCCAGCACGGAGCUGAGCACCAGCGGCAGCUCCCACUCCAAGUCCUGCGACCAGCUCAGGUGUAGCCCCUACCUCAGCGGCGGGGACAUCGCCGACGCGCUCAGCGUCCACUCGGCCGGCUCCUCCAGCUCCGACGUGGAGGAGAUCACCAUGAGCUUUGUCCCUGAGUCCCCCGACGGCCAGGAAAAGAAGUUCUGGGGAGUCGGCCUCCCAGUCGUCCCGGAAGACCUCGGGCUUCAGCUGGGCGUCUACAGGGCUCCUCCUCCAAGGGCUCAACCACGCUCGUGGCUAGUACCUCACACACAAAGGCCCGGACUUGGGGGUAGGAAGAUACAGCGCCUCGUAGUGCUCUAA
Molecule: messenger RNA, 2508 nt
Organism: Myotis lucifugus (little brown bat)
Lineage: Eukaryota; Metazoa; Chordata; Mammalia; Chiroptera; Vespertilionidae
Product: ral guanine nucleotide dissociation stimulator
Exons: 16
Coding region: 1-2508 (835 amino acids)
Biological process (GO): Ras protein signal transduction; positive regulation of GTPase activity
Cellular component (GO): plasma membrane
Molecular function (GO): guanyl-nucleotide exchange factor activity
Source: RefSeq, a predicted model, not a curated record